Symbiodinium natans is the source of this 402-nucleotide messenger RNA. Lineage: Eukaryota; Dinophyceae; Suessiales; Symbiodiniaceae. The record is from the annotation of a GenBank genome assembly.
AUGGCAGAGAUUAAGAUCCAGGAGGAGGUGAUCAAGACACUUGACGCGAAAGGCUGGAAGACGGCCCGUGACUUCUAUUAUUGGUCACUGGCAGCAGGGGCGGAGGAUGCGUUCGACGUCAUCUUAGAAGACUGGGGCGAGAGUAAUGAGUAUGAGGUCGGCAGUCUGCGAUGCCUUGGAGUGGAUGCUGCUGGUGCCUCGGCUUCCUUCGAGCUUUCGCCUUAUAAGUGCAACCUGCUCAGCGCAAUUGCGUCGGCCAUGCGCGAUGUGGAUAAAGACCUGCCAAGCAUCUUGAGUGCGGGUGCGCCCGCUGGGGUUCGGCAGACAAUUGCGGCGUCGGGCGUUUGGCCCCCGAAGACACCGCUGCGCCGUGUGCAGAUGAGUGGAUCUUGCUGUCGCUAG